GCUGAGCAUCAACCGUCGCUUUUACUUGAGAAUGGCGGCUGCUGCGUGCAGUACGCAGAGCACACUGAAUCCAUGCACUGGCAAACUGCACAGAGAGCAUCUGCGGAAAAAUAAAGAUUCGCGAAGGAGACAGGCUGCGCUUUUAUUUCUCACCAAUAUAUCACUGGACGGACGGCCUGUGCGGAAUAAUGUCAUUGCAACGGCCCCCAGUGAUGCCGAGUUUCAGUGCGCUGAUAUCGCCACGGCUGUCAACGAACUGUCCGCUGCGGCAAGUAGCGACGGGACCUUCUCCAGCCUCCCUGUGCCCAGACUCGGGCUGCUCGGUGUCCCGCCCAUCCUGGUGCUGCCGUCUGACUCUGGGUUCAGUAACGCGGGGAGCUCCGAGAUGUUCUUGGAGAGGACGAGAGGCUCGUUCUCCUCUCAGAGUAACCUGCUGUCCCCGUGCAGUCUGCAGCCCACUCCGCUCGGACCGCGGAAGUCUCCAACGCUGCUGUCGGUGCAGAGCUGCGGCUCCUCGCUGGACUCCCGACCGCGGAGCCGGAAUGCGUCUGGUUCUCCUCGUCCACGCUCUAUGAAGAAAAUCCACUUCAUCAAGAACAUGAGGCAGUAUGACACCAGGGGCAGCAGGAUCGUGUUGAUAUGCGCCAAAAGGUCUUUGUGUGCUGCCUUCUCUGUGCUGCCAUAUGGAGAGAGCUUCCACAUCAGUGACCCACUUCUGGAUGCUCAGCGGAGGAGACACUCGUCGGGAGGGAUCUCCACCACUCUAGAGAUGCUUCCCGGGCUGGAGGGUGUGGAGCUGGGCCUGUACGGCAGGACAGUGUCGUACGCUCAGUUCCUGUACCCAACUAAUGCUCUGGAUCGUCACAAACCCUCGGUGGAUCUGACUCUACCCCUGCCCUUUUCCAGAAACAGCAUCCCUCGCAGUUAUCCGUCCUCUCGCCUCAACAGCACCGUCGGACUGGACCUGGGUCUUGAAGACUCUGAUUAUGACCCUAAUAUGCUCAGUGACCCCCAGUGGCCAUGUGGAAAACAUAAAAGAGUGCUCAUCUUUGCCUCAUACAUGACGACAGUAAUAGAGUACGUCAAACCAUCAGAUCUGAAGAAAGACAUGAAUGAAACUUUUAAGGAAAAAUUUCCCCACAUCAAGCUCACGCUGAGCAAAAUCAGAAGUUUGAAGAGAGAAAUCCGUUUGGUGGGAGAGGAGUCCUGUCUGCAGCCGGUCACCAUAGCCAUGGCGUUUGUGUACUUUGAGAAGCUGGUCCUGCAGGGACGUCUGAACAAGCAGAACAGGAAGCUGGUGGCGGCCGCGUGCCUGCUGCUCGCUGCCAAGAUCAGCAGCGACCUGAAAAAACAAGAGGUCAAACAGCUGAUCGACAAACUGGAGGAGAGAUUUCGGAUCAGCCGUCGGGAACUGAUUGCUUUUGAGUUCACCAUUUUGGUCGCGCUGGAAAUGGCACUUUAUCUUCCGGAGAGUAAAGUCAUGCCUCACUACCGCCAACUGGUACAGCAGACCUGAGAUCUGUGUGGAGGAUUUAAGUAUUAACAUCAGACCAGAUGUGGAAAGCAGCCUGAAGCACGGGACUUUGCGUUCCCGCCAUUGCAGUUUCAGGUAUCAGAGCGAAUGCACAUCGACACGCAGCUUUAAGGAAGAUCCAACACACCAAAUGAUGCUUGUUAUAGAAAUGGACCCAGCGGCAUUCGUUUUCAUGGCUGCCUGUUUUUAUUGUGACCACCAUGGGAAUAGUGCUGAGGAAAAACAGCAUGGAUCUUCUUUUAUUAAAACCAGAGGGUGUUUAACUCUCAAGCGACAAGGGAAAAGUUGAACUCCUGCUACUUCACAUGCAUGCGUUGAACAUUCCGUGUCUAUUUACCAAAAAUAACUUUUUUUUUAUUUAAUGUAGACCUCUACUUUUGUACAGAACAACCUACCAUUCACUGUAACACUAAAGCACUUUGAUUGAAACUAUACAUGUUUUGUAUCUAAA
This is a messenger RNA of Danio rerio (zebrafish), 1985 nucleotides long. The record is from RefSeq and is a predicted model, not a curated record. Lineage: Eukaryota; Metazoa; Chordata; Actinopteri; Cypriniformes; Danionidae.